Bubalus bubalis (water buffalo) is the source of this 6573-nucleotide messenger RNA. RefSeq names its product cilia and flagella associated protein 57 (gene CFAP57). Bases 130 to 3876 code for a protein of 1248 amino acids. The record is from RefSeq and is a predicted model, not a curated record. Gene Ontology annotation, molecular function: protein binding. The transcript is spliced from 23 exons. Lineage: Eukaryota; Metazoa; Chordata; Mammalia; Artiodactyla; Bovidae.
CGAACUGCACUGGAGCAAACAGCUGCUCCUCAGCUCUCUGAGCAAAGGACUUCCGCUUCCGGGUGCUGACAUACUUCCGGCUUGCCGUUGCUAUAGGAACCGCUCCGGCGUCGCGGAACUACCGGGGCCAUGUCCACUGUGGUAGCUCAGUCGCUGCAUGUUUUUGGUCUUCGAUCCCACGUGUCCAACAAUGUCUUCUUCUUCGAUGAACAGAUCAUUAUAUUUCCUUCAGGAAAUCACUGUGUGAAGUACAAUGUGGAUCAGAAAUGGCAAAAAUUCAUUCCAGGCUCAGACAAGAGUCAGGGCAUGUUGGCCUUGGCUAUCAGUCCCAAUCGGCGCUACCUCGCUGUCUCGGAGACUGUGCAAGAUAAACCCAUCAUCACCAUUUAUGAACUGUCAGCCAUCCCCUGCCGGAAGCGCAAAAUCCUUAAUAAUUUUGACUUCCCAGUUCAGAAGUUUAUUUGCAUGGCUUUUUCUCCAGACUCCAAAUACCUCUUGACUCAGACUUCACCUCCAGAAUCAAACCUUGUCUAUUGGCUGUGGGAAAAACAGAAAGUCAUGGCCAUUGUUAGAAUCGACACUCAGAACAAUGCUGUCUUCCAGGUGAGCUUCAAUCCCCAGGAUAACACUCAGAUUUGUAUCACUGGAAAUGGGAUGUUUAAGCUUCUCCGUUUUGCUGAGGGAACCCUGAAGCAAACUAAUUUUCAGAGGGGAGAACCCCAAAACUAUCUUGCCCACACCUGGGUGUCCGAUGACAAGAUUAUUGCUGGCACUGAUACAGGCAGACUCUUCCUCUUUGAAUCUGGAGAUCAACGCUGGGAGACAAGUAUUGUGGUCAAGGAGCCCACCAGCGAGACAAAGAACCUGGGGGUGAUCCAGGAAUCAGAGAGCCUGAUCGAAUUUCCAGCAGUCACUUCCCCAGUCCCUUCCUACGAGCAGGUCACGAUGACCAGCAGCCACAGCCAGCUGUCGCUGCCCCAGGUGUUGGCCAUCGCAGCCUAUUCCAAGGGAUUUGCCUGUUCUGCUGGGCCAGGGAGAGUUCUGCUGUUUGAGAAGAUGGAAGACAAGGAGUUUUACCGUGAGAGCAGGGAGAUCCGGAUUCCUGUGGAUCCACAGAGCAAUGACCCAAGUCAGUCAGACAAACAGGACGUGCUCUGCAUGUGCUUCAGCCCCUCUGAGGAGACGCUGAUCGCCAGCACCAGCAAGAACCAGCUCUACAGCAUCACCAUGUCCCUGACGGAGAUCAGCAAGGGGGAGCCUGCCCACUUUGAGUAUCUGAUGUACCCGUUACACUCGGCAUCCAUCACUGGUCUAGAUACUUGCAUCCGCAAACCCCUCAUUGCCACCUGCUCUGUGGAUCGGUCCGUCCGCAUCUGGAAUUACGAAUCAAAUUCUUUGGAACUAUUUAAGGAAUACCAAGAAGAAGCUUAUACAAUCAGCCUUCACCCAUCUGGACACUACAUUGUAGUAGGGUUUGCUGACAAACUGCGCAUUAUGAACCUACUUAUUGAUGAUAUACGUUCUUUCAAGGAAUACUCUGUCAGAGGGUGCAAAGAGUGUUCCUUUAGCAAUGGAGGUCACCUGUUUGCUGCAGUCAAUGGGAACGUGAUUCACAUUUUUUCCACCACAAGCCUAGAGAAUAUCUCAAACCUGAAGGGACACACAGGGAAGAUUCGUUCAGUUGCGUGGAAUACUGACGACAGCAAGCUGAUUUCCUGCGGCACAGACGGUGCUGUGUACGAAUGGAGUCUGUCCACAGGAAAGAGAGAGACCGAGUGCGUGCUCAAGUCCUGCAGCUACAACUGCGCCACCAUCUCCCCUGACGGCAAAAUCAUCUUUGCUGUUGGGUCAGACCAGACUCUCAAGGAGAUUGCAGAUUCCUCAGUAAUUCGAGAGAUGUCAGCAUUUGAUGUCACCUACACGGCCGUCGUCAUCUCCCACUCCGGGCGCAUGAUGUUUGUGGGCACCUCGGUGGGGACCAUCCGUGCGAUGAAGUAUCCGCUCCCUCUACAGAAAGAAUUCAAUGAGUACCAGGCCCACGCAGGUCCUGUCACCAAGAUGUCGCUCACCUUUGAUGACCAGUUCCUGCUGAGCGUUGCCGAGGAUGGCUGCCUGUUCACCUGGAAGGUCUUUGAUAAGGAUGGUCGGGGAAUCAAGCGAGAGAGGGAGGUGGGCUUUGCUGAAGAGGUGCUCGUUACCAAGACAGACAUGGAAGAGAAGGCUCAGGUUAUGUUGGAGCUGAAGACUCGUGUGGAAGAAUUAAAAAUGGAGAAUGAGUAUCAGCUUCGACUAAAGGAUAUGAACUAUUCUGAGAAGAUUAAGGAGCUAACAGACAAGUUCCUCCAGGAAAUGGAGUCCUUGAAAACAAAAAACCAGGUUUUAAAAACGGAAAAAGAAAAGCAGGAUGUACUCCAUCGCGAACGCAUGGAUGACCUCCUGGACAAACAGAGCCGGGAACUGCAGGACCUAGAAUGUUGCAACAACCAAAAGUUGCUUCUGGAAUAUGAGAAGUACCAGGAGUUGCAGCUCAAGUCCCAGAGGAUGCAGGAGGAGUACGAGAAGCAGCUUCGGGAUAACGAUGAGACCAAGAGCCAGGCCCUGGAGGAGCUGACUGAGUUUUACGAGGCCAAACUGCAGGAGAAAACCACCCUCCUGGAAGAGGCACAGGAGGAUGUCAGGCAGCAGCUGCGGGAGUUUGAAGAGACCAAGAAGCAGAUUGAAGAAGAUGAAGACCGUGAGAUCCAAGACAUCAAGACUAAAUAUGAGAAGAAGCUUCGGGAUGAAAAGGAAUCAAACCUGAGACUCAAAGGAGAAACAGGCAUCAUGAGGAAGAAGUUCAGCAGCCUGCAGAAGGAGAUUGAAGAGCGAACCAACGACAUUGAGCUCCUGAAGGGGGAGCAGGUGAAGCUGCAAGGGGUCAUCAAGUCCCUGGAGAAGGACAUCAUGGGCCUCAAGAGGGAGAUCCAGGAGAGAGACGAGACAAUUCAAGAUAAGGAGAAGCGAAUCUAUGAUCUGAAAAAGAAAAAUCAGGAACUAGAGAAAUUCAAGUUUGUGCUCGACUACAAGAUAAAGGAGCUGAAGAAGCAAAUAGAACCUCGAGAGAAUGAGAUCAAGGUGAUGAAGGAACAGAUUCAAGAGAUGGAAGCUGAACUGGAGCGUUUCCAUAAACAGAACACACAACUAGAGCUGAACAUCACAGAACUGUGGCAGAAAUUAAGAGCCACUGAUCAGGAGAUGCGCAGAGAGAGACAGAAGGAGCGGGACUUGGAGGCGCUGGUCAAACGGUUCAAGACGGACCUCCACAACUGCGUGGCCUACAUCCAGGAACCGCGGCAGCUGAAGGAGAAGGUCCGCGCUCUCUUUGAGAAGUACGUGCAGCGGGCAGAUAUGGUGGAGAUCGCAGGGCUGAACUCAGACCUGCAGCAGGAGUACACCCGUCAGCGGGAACACCUAGAGAGGAACCUGGCCACUCUCAAGAAGAAGGUGGUCAAGGAGAGUGAGCUGCACCGCACAGAUUACGUCCGCAUCAUGCAGGAAAAUGUCUCCCUGAUCAAGGAGAUUAAUGAGCUCCGCAGAGAGCUGAAGUUCACCCGCUCCCAAGUCUAUGACCUUGAAGCAGCUCUGAAACUGACCAAGAAAAUUCGACCAGAGGUUUCAGAGACAGUGUCCAGCGAGGACUUGCCCAGUGUCCCUCCCACCAUGAGGUUGAAUGUGCAGGAAGAAACUGGGAGAAUCAUCGAGAUGCAGCGCCUGGAGAUCCAGCGCCUGAGAGACCAGAUCCAAGAGCAAGAGCAGGUCCCUGGCUUCCACCCCCUGGCCGGGAUGCAGCUGCCGUCCCUCAGUGGAGAAGCAGAUUUAAAGGCCCAGACCAAGUGACACCCUCUGGUGAGACAUCUCCAGCCUCUCCAGAAGGUGCACCAUGCGCCUUUCCUGGACUGACUCUGGGCUGCAACCCAGACCACACAAGCCUCUCCCCCAGGCCCUGGGGAAUCUGGGACACAGGCAGAAUAAAGGUGUUAGCCCACAACCACGUCCAACUCUCAGCUUAGCCACAGAGCCGGGGAGGGGGGAAGGGAAAGAGGGACCUGAGGCCCAGGGGGCUUCUGCUCACCCAAAGCCGCCGCUGCCAACCCCUGUCCAGGCACCUGGCUGCCCGCCCCUGCAGAGAUCCCAUGCCCCUCCCCACACCGGGCCUCAAGGGCAGAGCUAUCUGUUAACUUCUGACCUGCCUUUUCCUCUGCCAGAUGCAUCAGGGUCAGACAAACCUUCCUAUGUUUUCUUCUCACUUACGAAACUUAGUGAGGUUUUCUGAGGAUUUUCACAUCUGUGUGAAAGAGUAGCAUCAGGAGCACGGCGCCGUUGGUAGCGUUCCCCGACGUCUUCCAUCACCUGCGGACCCCGGUGGUAGGACCAUACGCAGAGCUCUGCCCUUCCUUCUCUUACCCCCCCUCACUCUCUGCACUUGUCAUCCUCAGUCUGCAGGGCCCUGCCCCACUCCUUCAUUUCUGGGGGGUGCCUUUUCCCCAUGAGCCUAUACGGGCUGGUCCAGCCACACACACCAGGAAAGAUGGGUUUUUGUGCACUAAGAACCCAUAUGUCUUCUCCCACCUGGAGAAGACAUCCUUCUAAUACCCAAAUAACAAAUAUUAAGCCCCCAGUCUCUGCUGCACCACUGGUUGUCUUAAAUCUGGCAUCUCCAAGGCAUCUCCCCAUCUUUCCCAAUCUGCUUUACCCCAACUCUGGGCACUGCUCUUGAGUUAGUUUCCUAAGUAAGAGCUGAGACAGAGCUGUGAAGCUUGCCGAGGCUCUCCCAAAGGUUGAGAACAACAAAAGGAGAUGCAGAGCAGAGGCCCCGAAGCAAAGUCUACAUAGAUCUCUCUCUCUCCUGAGCGACUCCCCACCCCCACCCCCAGCCCACACCGUUUUGCAGGGGCCAGCUUAUUCCCUCCAGACCAGGGUUCACCCAGCAAUGUCCCCUGCCCACAGGGAGACUGGGCCCAGAACAUUAUCAUGCCGAGUAGACGGGCUCUUCUGGGAACUCAGACUUCUCCAUCCCAAACUAGCUUUACCCUCUUCCAAAGAAACUGACUCGGAAUGAGGUUGGGGAGGUCAGUAGGGCCAGAUGGUGGGGAUCAUGAAGGCACCUUACAGGUCGGGGACCAUCCAGAGGCCACCGCUGAGCCACUGAGAGUCACUCCCCACUGCUUCCCAAGCUUUGCCAAAUAGGCCUCCUUUCAGUCCCUGCCAAAUUCUUUCUUGCUCCUGGGUCUUUCCACAUACUGUUUGCCCUGCCUGAUAUCCUGCCACCUCCACCCCUCGUUCAGUGAGCCUCUCCUCAUCUAUCAGGUCAUAGCUGAAAUGUCACCACCUGAGAAAGACCUUCCCUGAUCCAUUCCUCCCCCGCUCCAUCAACUUCCCUCCUAGUGAAAGUGAGAAAAGUGUUAGUUGCUCAGUUGUGUCCUCUUCCAGCGUGCCCUCUUUGUGAUCCCGUGGACUGUAGCCCACCAGGCUCCUCUGUCCAUGGGAUUCUUCAGGCAAGAAUACUGCAGUGUGUUGCCAUGCCCUCCUCCAGGGGAUCCUCCUGACCCAGGGAUCCAACCCCAGUCUCUUGCAUUGCAGACAGACUUUUGAUCAUCUGAACCGCUAGGGAAGGCCCCCUAGACCUCCCCAUGACAUAUCCCUUCAGUGUGAUGCUGCCUCCCCAGGCUCUCCAUUUCAUGGGGUAGGGGCUGUGUGUUUUCAAAGUUCAUUCCAGAGCAGAGCAUUGGCUAAGGGACCCAACUGUGGUGGCAGGGACCAUUAGGAGGACUCCAUGACCAACCGAGAGGACAGCUGCUGGGACCAAGAUGGUGACCAUGGACAUUCAGAGAAGAGAGUUCUUUUGACUUGAGGACUAAAAGGAGUUAUCCAGGCAAAGCAGGAGGGAGAAGGACCCUGCAGGGGUAACUGGGGCUCUUCUGAGGGCCAGAAGGAAAUUCACUGGCUAGAGUGUACCAACGUUCAGGUGACAAUUUUUUCACCUUAAAAAUGGCUUAGGAUGAAGAUGUCACAUUUCACCCUCAAGAUGGGUCUUAUGUUACUGAUAAAGAAACCAAGGACAGCUAAAGUAGCUGGCACGGGGAUCAGGAUUACAGCCUGGUUUGCCCAGAGACAUCCACAUCCCAUGCUCUUAACCUGGGACUGGAGAGGUGCCCAAACAGAACACUGGGCCAAGUGGUGGAGGUUACAGAGUUUGAGGCCCAUAGCAUCUAACGCAGAAGUCAAAGGAGCAAACGACUCUGACGCUAAACUCACCUAAGCCCAUGGCUGGCUGUGGUCCACUGGGGAAGGAAGAGGUGGGGAAAUCCCAGGCCAAGGGAGAGCCCCACCCACAGGCAGAGCCUGGCACCUCAGCCACCAAGUCAGCAGGGCACUUUCUCAGCUGCACAGGGGUGAGCACAGCUUCCUGCUGGCAAAUUUGGGACCAAAAGGACAAUCUUGUUUAUGUCUCCAUGUUGUUCUCUGAUCGAUGUAUAGUUGAUUUAAAGUGUUGUGUUGGUUUCCACUGUAUAACAUAAUGAUUUAGUUAUACAU